Pocillopora meandrina is the source of this 339-nucleotide messenger RNA. The record is from the annotation of a GenBank genome assembly. NCBI's taxonomy places the organism in Eukaryota, Metazoa, Cnidaria, Anthozoa, Scleractinia, Pocilloporidae.
AUGAAUGUUCGUAGCACUGGUGUUCAAUUUAUGAGUAACAAUCCAGAAAGAUUCAUCGAAAGUAGUACGAACCAUUUAUGGUCAAGGUAUUUAGCUUACGUGGGCUGAUCCACUUUUUAUACAUACAGUUGUAGAUACAUUAAACUUGACAAUCCACGUUAUAGAAUUUAAGCCAUAUUAGAUAUUGGACACUAUGUUUCAACUGUUCUUUCCAAUGAAGCGCCAAAAUACCUUGUUAAGACAAGUGAAUUGUUUCAAAAUGAGUAUACAGAAGUUCAGGAAAAUUGGCUUGAUGAUCCCGAUAUGAAUGAUGAUGCCAAUGAUGCUCUUGCAAAUCAA